Molecule: messenger RNA, 2690 nt
Organism: Pieris rapae (cabbage white)
Lineage: Eukaryota; Metazoa; Arthropoda; Insecta; Lepidoptera; Pieridae
Product: ubiquitin domain-containing protein 2
Exons: 5
Coding region: 114-821 (235 amino acids)
Molecular function (GO): protein binding
Source: RefSeq, a predicted model, not a curated record
AUGAAAGUACUAUUCAACAUUGAGAUGAUCGAGAUUCGGGCCGAUAGUGUUUUAAUAUGCUAAAAUGUGUUUGUAAAUGUUAUUGAAACUGUUCAUAAGAGAAUGUGAUAACAAUGGGUGGAUGUAUUGGAAUAACAAGAACCAGAAGUGGUGCGAUAGAAGAAUCUUCAGGAACAGUAUCUCGACCUAACUCUGGUGGUUUAAGAAAGAAUCAAUCGUUGUGCCAUGAGACAAUCAGGUGGAAAUCGGAUGUGCCAUUGACAGAAGGUCAAUUAAGGAGCAAACGCGAUGAAUUCUGGGACACUGCCCCGGCCUUUGAAGGUCGGAAAGAGAUUUGGGAUGCAUUACGCGCAGCUGCCGUCGCUGCAGAGGCCAUGGACUUUCAACUUGCACAGGCAAUCUUAGAUGGUGCCAGUGUUUCAGUUCCAAAUGGAUAUCUUACAGAGUGCUAUGACGAGUGGGGAACUAGAUAUCAGGUACCAAUAUACUGUCUGUCAGCCCCAAUUAAUAUGGUAAAAGAAGCAAGCGGUCGAGAUUCCCCUGCUGAUUGCUCUGAACCUGUGGAAGCAGGAUCUGAGAUGGCUCUAAGGUUACGGCUAUCGACUACCUGUAAGGACUUGAUCUUGUCAGUUGGCUCCAAGCACACCAUUGCACACUGCAAGGCUAAAUUACAUGCUCAAGAAGCAGUAGAGGUAUGGCGACAACGUUGGUUCUAUGGUGGCAAGUUGCUUGGUGACCGUCUGCUGGUGGAGGAAGCGAAAAUCACAGCUGGUUAUGUUGUACAGGUUAUUGUCAGCACUGACCCACAUCCGCCUAGUUAGUUGCCUGCAGAGACAUAACGGAUAUGAAGAUCACGCAAGUACCGCAAACCUUCUCAGAGACAUACAUAUACCUACGCAUAUAACUGUAUUAUAAUGAGUAUAUUAAUCUAGUAAAUUUGGCAUUCCGAUCAUUAGAUGACUGUGCAUCGGAUCACGAGAGGAGACAUCUCGAUAAAUUAUUAUUUUUGUAUUAUUCAUCUAAUGAUUAGGAACAUGUGUACAUAUAAAUAAAUAUUAUAUAAAUUACAUAAGACGAAAUAGGUUUUGGUAAAACUCUCGGCGUAUGGUUUAUACUUUUUUAUGCGAACCGGGCGGGCGGUAUGUGUCAAUAUAUACGCAGAGCACGACAUUUCACUAUUUUGUUGUUUUUAAGUCGGUUAUAUUUCGGAACACCCGCACAACCUGUACAUAAAGAUAUAAUUUUGUCAUUUAUUCGAUAGGAGACGCUUCUAAGAAAUCGAAUCGUCCGAGUCUCGUGUACUCGAAAGUCCCUAUUUACUCAUUGUGUAUAUCGAAAUAUAAAUAUAUGUUCGUUAAUUUAAAGCAUAGUUUAGUAUCCGAUGCGAUGCUAAACGAAAUGGUGCAAGGCUAGGGUUGCAAUGUGUAAAAAGUACUUAGACAAGGCGCACGCCUUCAAUGGCCGAAUGCUCAUAAGCUCCAGAAUUUGAGUAAUUGUGCGAGUACGCUUUAUUGAGUUCAGCCAAAAGCGGCACAAGGGGGACCAUUUUAACGUUCACUGCCGAGUCGGCACGAGCCGCCAAAUAAAGAAGUAGCUGCCGUACGCAUGCUAUUGGUUCGAUAUUUUUUAUUUGUCCCGUUCCUGUCUCAUGUCGAUUUAAUUAUUAAUGACUUCGCUUUUAUAUGAAUAUUUCUAAUAUUUGAAUCGGCUAAUGAAAGCCGAACGUUGCUACAUGAGAGGCGUAAACAAUUUUUGAAAUGUUGUGUGCCGAUCUUACUUGGGGCAUUAAUCAGGGAGCGAGGUGGGUAUUUCUAGAUCUCAAUAGUAACUACAUUGUUCUUCUCGUCUGUUCGAGAUUUGUGGUACGGUGCUAUCGUGUAGCGUGCGAUAUAAUAGAUAUGGACGAUUGUGAAUGAUUUUUAUCCCAUUUUUUAGCUUUUAUAACGUUUGCUAAAGAUCUCUAAGAGAAUUUCAUAACACGUUCCUACGUCAUUUCUCUCUCACACGGUGUAAUUGACGAAAGUUAAGAGUUUUUAAAUAGUUGCUCACGUAUUCAUAGAUUAAUUUCAAUACGAACGUGUCCGAAACUAUUUUUUCAAAUGCUAUUAUAUUUGCUAUGCUAUGCUAUUUCCGAUCGCUUUCAAUUUAUUUACGAUUAACGGUUUUUAACUUGAAAGAUGAGCCAAUUCUUUAUUAAAUCCACGCAACCUAGAGAUGCAAUAUUGGUUUCGGCCACGAUAUAUGUAUUUGCCAUUGUUCUUUGUCACUAAUGAGAUACGGGUAUCGAAAACUUAGGCGAGUCUUGUUUUAUUGUUUUCUGAAUUAUGAAAAUUAUUCUCCUUCACAUGGAAAACGAGCACCGUUUGGUUCGGAUGGUUUUUCGUUUAAGAAUUCCGAAACGAGUGCCAUAACGACUCGCGAAUUCAGAUCGACGGCCUAAUUUGUCCGGUUCCAAUCUGUUUCGUGCCCACGGCGGUCCCCUGCGGGCCCCCACCGGUGACCCUGACUUCGGUCGAAGCGCACAUUCUAGUUAUGUACAUUUUCUAUUUUAUUAUUCGCUUUUGGGUUACAUCAGCCGCGUUUUUCUAUUUUUACAGGAUUACAUCGCGGCUGAUCUCAUCCAAAUGUGUUAUUGUAGAAAUCUAGUUUGUAACAAAUUAACAUAUAUUAUUAAAAUCUAAUGAUCUGAA